UCCCCGAAAAAUCAUCAUUUCUUACUAAAAUUUCAGAUAAAAAGCAUGGGAAUCCGCGGAUUAGACACUUUUAUUAAGACAAAAGUCAAAAAUGGGACUCGAAACGUAAAAGUAGAUCAGGAAAUUCAACAAGAAAAACAAAAAACCGGCAAAGAUGUACUUCUCGUCAUCGAUUUGGACUCGAUGAUGAACCAUUGUUGUACCAUUGACGCAGAGAUGCUUUGUGGAAUGCGAACAGAAGUUUAUUGUGCUCGAAUUGACGAAUUCUUCCAAAAAUUACUCAUUGCCGGAGCAAAGUUGAUUUUUUUCAGCGACGGACCUCCUCAAGAUGACAAACAUCCGACCUGGAUUCAAAGACAGAACCGAAAAUACGAAGAACAAUUGGCGGUAAUUGAUAAAAUUGAGCAUCACGUGCCUUUGAGAGAAAUUCUUGCAGCGGGAUGUCCAACAACAACUUUGAUUGGCUCCGUUUUGAGGAAAAAAGCGAAAAAAUAUGGAUCGUUGCAUAUUUCCAUGGAUAACGAAUGUGAUUUGGAAUUGGCAGCUUUUGCAACGAAAAAUGCGGCUUUUGCGGUUUUAGGUGAUGACUCGGAUUUUUUAAUUUAUGCGGGAGAAUGGCAAUAUUGGUCCGUCAAGCAAAUGGAUGAGGAAAAAAUGACAACGACAGCGUAUAAUCGAGCAGCGUUGAGAGCUCAUCUUGCCUUAUCGCAGGAACAAAUGCCCGUUUUUGGAGCGUUAGGCGGAAAUGAUAUCGUACAGUUCGAGGAUAUCAAGGGAUUUCACAAUCGCAUCGGAUGGCGCGAUAAAUUCGACAAUAUUGCACAUUAUGUGAGACCUUUGCCGUUGAAUUUCGUCGAACGAGAGGAAAUUUUCGACAAAAUUACGCGAGAUGUGUUUUCCCACAGAUCAGAUUGGCAAAAAUUUAAAAGUUUUUUGAAGAGCGGCAUCGAAAUUUAUAAUUAUAACUCUAUAAAAUCCGAAAAACGAACUGAAUUUUUGCAAAAGUUGUUGGAAAAUAAUUUGACGGAUGCUUUUGCGUUAUUUAAACAAUAUCCAUACACAAGUACGACACUUUUUCAAGAUAUGAGAGACACAAGUAAGAAACCUUACAGUCAAAUGGCUUUGGAGAUAAGAGCAAAAAUGGUUGGAGCUAUGUUUAAAAAUGUCAACGACCCGAAUUUACAAAUGAAAGUUGUGAUAAAAAUGUCGCACGAAGAUCCGUAUCGACAGAUUUUGUGGAAACCGAAUUAUCCGAUAUUUAACGUGCCUUCGCCUGAAAAACUCAUAUUUCGCGAUCCAAAUGACGGAUUAGAUGAGAAACGAAAAGAAAUUCUUCGUUGGAUUUUGCUCGGAAGUCAUUUCAUCCCAUUAAACACUGAUAGACUCUUUAGUUUACCUCAAGAACUAAUUCUUCCUGUUGCUACAUUAUUCUACCUCGUGAAAGAAGGAAAUCUCUCAAUCUAUCUCGCUGACAUUCUGCUCUUAACUGUUCUUAACUCGGCAAAUGUUCACAUGGAUCCUCCGGAAUAUUUGUUCAAAGAUGCUUUUACUGCCUCAUUUUUAUAUCUGAAAAUGUUUCAAUUUCUCGUGAAAGUCUUCAAAGUAAUUGGAUUGCGUGAUUUUGCGCCGACAGUGAAAUUUGACGGAUAUUUGUUUCACAAAUUGCAUCAACAGAAUCUCAAGUUUUGCAAUAUUGAUGUGAGACAGAUCGAAAAUCUGAGAAUUUUUUAUCAAUAAAAAAAAGUUUUAU
Culicoides brevitarsis is the source of this 1750-nucleotide messenger RNA. RefSeq lists its product as uncharacterized. The transcript has 4 exons. NCBI's taxonomy places the organism in Eukaryota, Metazoa, Arthropoda, Insecta, Diptera, Ceratopogonidae. Gene Ontology annotation, cellular component: nucleus. Bases 46 to 1737 code for a protein of 563 amino acids. The record is from RefSeq and is a predicted model, not a curated record.